CUAAGUUUAACCGCCAGAACUAGCCAUUUUAUCAUCGUGUGGGGUGCGGUUUGCCGGUGUUUUGAAGUUUUAUAUUGUAUUUAGUAUAUAUAAUUUUGCUUUCAUAAUGUCUACAAAAACCAGGAAAUCAACGGUGUCUGCUGCUCAACCAGCGGCUUCCAGCACGCCACAGUCUUCUGGUUCAAGUUCAGAGAAAAAAGGAACUCCCCUGAGCCCAGCUCGUAUGACAAGAAUGCAAGAAAAAUUAGAACUUCAAAAUCUGAAUGAUCGAUUAGCAACAUAUAUAGAUAGAGUUCGGUAUUUAGAAGCUGAGAACAGCCGGCUCUCCGUUCAAAUUCAUUCAAGUCAAGAAACUGUCACUCGUGAAGUCAAUAAUAUCAAAACCAUGUAUCAAAAUGAGUUGAAGGAUGCUCGUCAUACCCUUGACGAAACUGCCCGUGAAAAGGCUCAAUUAGCUUUAGAUUUAAGCAAUAUGAGAGAGCGAUUCGACGACUUACAACAAAGAUUAACUAAAAAAGAGAAAGAGCUUUUAAGCAUUGAGAAAAAGCUGAACAACAUGGAAUCCUAUAAUCAAGAGUUGCAAGCCAAAGUAAAUCAACUUACAUCGGAGAAAAAGAAACUAGAGGAUAAUUUUAAGGAAGCUGACGAGGAAAGGAAGAAGUAUGGAAAGGAAUUAGAAGAAAAGAAAAGACUUCUUGAAAAGGAAAUAUUGGACAAAGUUAACUUACAGAACAACUUGCAGAGUUUGAAAGAAGAGUUAUCUUUUCGAGAAACUAUUCAUGAAAAGGAGCUUUCUGAAUCAAGAAUUCUUAAAACGACUGAAAUAACUGAUAUUGAUCAGUCAUUCAGAGAAAAUUAUGAACAAAAGUUGUCUGAAACUCUGCAAGAUUUGAGAGAGCAGUAUGAAUCAGAAAUGAAAUCUAACAGAGAUGAAAUUGUAAUGUUAUAUGAAUCUAAGCUAGCUGAUGUUCAAUCAGAAUUAUCCCAUAAAUUAAAGACUUCUCAAAGCUCUGGAGAAGAAUUUAGAAGCAUGAAAAUGAAAACCGAACAGAUGUCCUCAAAAUUGUCUGAAUUGGAAUCUUUGAAUGAUUCUUUGAGAAAUCGUAUCAAAGAUUUAGAAAAUCUGAUUGAACAAGAAAGAGAAUGGAAUCAUAUUGCUCUUCAAGCCAAAGAAGAAGAACUGAGUAAUUUAAGAAGUGAUGUUGAAAAACAGAUUCAAGAGUAUCAAGAGCUCUUAGAUAUCAAAGUUGCUUUAGAUAUGGAAAUAGCAGCUUAUAGGAAACUGCUGGAAGUUGAAGAAAAUAGGUUGCACAUAACACCCUCAAGAGCUGCUACAGCUGAAGGAGCUCGUAGUACACCAGUUCGACGUACUCCUGUUAGAAGUACAAAAAGAAAGCGCACAGUAUUAGAAUCAGGAGAGAAAUCUAGUCUCGAUUCUCAUGUUUCCUGCACUGCAAAAAGUGAUGUUGAAAUAGAAGACCAUGAUAUGGAUGGGAAAUACAUAAAACUUUUCAACAAAGGAAACACUGAAAUACCAUUGGGAGGUUGGCAACUAGUGAGAAAAGCUGGUGAGCAAGAAUCCACUUUUAAGUUUGGAAGAACUGUAAUCAUUAAACCAAAGUCACAUGUAACGAUUUGGAGUUCGGAUGCAGGAGCUUCUCACAAUCCUCCUACAGAUUUGGUUAUGAGGGGACAAAAAUGGUUUACUUCAGAAACAAUGAGUUCAGUUUUAUUGAACAACAAUGGAGAAGAAAUGGCAUCUAGAGAAACUUCCAAAAGGAGUCUUCGAUCUUUGGACGAAAGAGUUUAUGAUGCUAGUACAUAUUAUCCUUCUCAGUAUUCUACAGAAGAAAUUUACCACCAGCAGGGUGAUCUUCAAAAUCCUCAAGAACGAUGCAGCAUAAUGUAAAAGAAGAGAAAAAUGUUUUAUAAUCCAAAUAGUUUUUAUAAUGUCAUUUUUUAGAUUCAUCUUCAAAUCAUUGUAUGAUACAAUGAAUGGUUUUUAAUGUUACAUCACAGAAGUUAAGAGAUUAACAGUGAUGAAUAUGUACAAUGGUUUUCUAUGUAGAAAUUCUCAGAUAAAUUUUUAAUGAAUUUAAGAACCCCCACCCCCUUCUCCCCAACUGUGCAAUAAAUAAUCAAGAAGUUAAAUUUGUUGUUUUCACAAACUUAGUAAAAUACAGAAACAUUGAAGUAAACUAAAAAAGUAUCAGGCAUAAGUAAAAUCCAUUGGAAACACUCAAAAAAUCAAUAAAUAUUCAAAUGUUCACUACUGACUGCCUACUAAACUCACUUUUGUUUCUCAUUUUCAUCAAAAGCAUUAUCAUAUUGUAAAUUACUUGUCAUGCUUUGUGUUUGUGUAUGUUUUAUUUCAAAACUUUUCAUUGUGUUAGUUUUUUUUAAAAAACUAUUUUUACGUCAAAAUUUUUCAUUUAGUAGUAAUGUAUAGUAGAGUUAGAGUACUCAUGAUCUAGUUGUUUCUUUUUCUUACAUAUAAUUAUUAUAUAAAUUUGCAACAUAUGAACUCUUAAGUGUUCAAGAAGUUGCAUUAUUUUGCUUGUGAUUUUUUAAAAACUUGUACUGAGCGAAAACAUAAAUAAAGUUGUGCCAAUAGUCUUUUUUUUUUUCUUCUUUGCUUUGGGUUUUCUCUUACUCUUUGCCAAGUCAAGAAUUAACAAAAUAUUUGUUGUGUGAAAGGUGUGAUUAUUAUUAUUUUUUUAAAUGUGAUUAUAGUCAUUUUACUUUCAGUUGUGCAUUUUAGAAUGUGCCAUAUCAACUGACUUGGAUAUGCCAUGAUGAGUAACAGACAUUUUGAAAUUUGCAGAGCCUUUAAUAGAAACUUUUUUUUUAUUGAGGUCAAGCAAAAAAAUUAUUUGAAGGUAACACUAGGAUUGGGUCAUAUUUCUGGCAAAAUGGUAAGGCAACAUAGUAAUUUUUCCAAGACGCAAAAAGUGGAGAAGAAAAUGGCAAACUAAAAGAUGGUGUUAUUUAAAAAUAUAUUCUAAAAAUAAUAUAAUUCUAUUUAAUGCAAUCAAGACUUAAACCAAAAUAUUAUUAAUUAGACAUUUCAUUAUGUUAUUUUAAUUAAAAUAAUUCUUGAAUCUUCAAAAUCUUGGAAUUUAAUUGGGAAUAAUACUUUAAAACUUCUUUUUGCUAUAAAAUGUUGAAAAAACAAAGACAUUGGUUUAUUUAGGUUGCUUUUUUGAUAAUACCAAGGGAAAUUUUUAUUUUCUUUGCUUGCGCUUUGUUAUAGCAUUUUUCAAUGUUUUUCAUAUUAUUUUAAUCUUAUUGUACUUUCACAUAGACAUUGUAGAAAGAUUGAUUAAUUUUGGUUUGAGUUUGUUGUACAUAAAUUUUAAGAUUAUUGAGCAAAAGGUUUAAAAAUUUGAUUUUUGUACCAAUUCAUUUUAACUUGCUAGAAAACGCUAUUUAUUAAACAACUGAUUAGUGAACAAAUUAAAAUAUUCAACAAUUGGUAAAUAAAUAUGUAUAUUUUUAUAAACAAUGAAUGAAAGUAUACUAUCAUAAUAUGAAAAGAUUUUAAGCUGUUUCUUGCUAUUGUUAUCACAUUCAAAGGCAUUUUUAUGUAAGAAAGUAGUUUUGAGGUAAUAAUCAGAUGUUAAAUUAAAGUUGUGUUGCUUUUUAAUUUCCUUAACUUAUUAUAUUACACUAACCUUAAUAUUACUAACUUUUUUAAAUAGGAUACAGGUAACCAGAAAAGAAGCCUCUCAAUAUUAAGUGUUCAUAAAUGUGUCAACUAACUGCUAAUUUUCAAUAAAAAAAUUUAAAAGAAUCAAUUUACAAAUAGUUGAAAAGAUGAUUAAUGAUACAAGGGAACAUGUGGAUGUUGCAUCUUGCAAUAUUUAAAAUGUGCUAUGCGUUAAAUAUGUAACCUCUUACGUAUUUUAAAAAUUACAGAAGGCUGGUCAACAUUUUUUUAUGUCCUAUAAUUUCAAAACAUACAUUGCUCUUUCAUAGCACAUUUAUCAUUUGCUUUUCAAGUUGCUAAAAGUAAAGGAAAUAUAAAAUGUUGAAAGAGUAUAGAUUUUUAUUGCAUUUCAAUCUGUAAUUUAUUAAGGUAUAUAACAGCAAUGCAUUCAAUAUGUUCGUACUUACGUCUUUAUAUGUUCCUGUGUAAUAAUCACUUUUGUACUGUUCCUUGCAUUUCAAUAUAUUGAUUUGCAAACAAUCUUCAAAAUAUUUGUACAAGGGACUGUCAGUUUCAUACACAUCUUUAAAUAUUGAUCUCCUCAUUCUGUAUAAUUCAUGCAAUUCAUGUUUUUUAAAAUGGCUGCUUUUGUGGGUACGUCAUUUUGGAAUGUCACUACUUGAAAAUAAAGUUUGAUAUAUUUUU
Molecule: messenger RNA, 4354 nt
Organism: Uloborus diversus
Lineage: Eukaryota; Metazoa; Arthropoda; Arachnida; Araneae; Uloboridae
Product: lamin Dm0-like
Exons: 11
Coding region: 107-1909 (600 amino acids)
Source: RefSeq, a predicted model, not a curated record